AUGAUGAGGUCACUGAGCAAAGAGGAUCUGCUCUUUUUAGCACGGCAGGCCGUCAGCGGAGUGCGGCGAGCCAUGUCAUUUCCUCAGCUUGGGGCGCAAUCUCAACAAAAAAUACUUUUUUCGACCUUAGAAACGCUUGAGGACUGUUUUCGGAGGCAAGCGUCCAUAGACCUGCGUACGGUUGACUUGUGGGUGACAAGUUUCAGUGAAGAACUUGUUUCGCAGCUUAACUGUUGUAGUGGAACGACCGCUGAGCAUGCAGAAUAUGGUGGAAACGGUUCUCACCCUGCACACCGCCAAGGUGACGCGCCUUACAUUUUGUCAACCCCAUCUGCUCCUGGUACACGUGGCGACAAGCAGAGGGAUGUUGGUGAGUCGGCAUUGAUAGGAUGCGCCAGACUGCUGUCAGAGCUUCUUCAGAGGAUUGGUGAAGGUGCCGCGAAGGUGUUUUCUCAGCGUGGCAUCGUAACGCAUAUGAUGAAGUUCUUUGUUCACGUUCCAUUGAGCAAGAAGAUGCGGCAGGCCUUCUCCACAGCGUUGGCGGACGUUAUGGGAUACAACGCGGCACUAUUGGGGGAAGGCGUUUCCGCUUCCCGUUCGCUUCUGCUGAAGUGUAGUGAGGAAGGAAGAGUAUUUUCGGUUGUGCCCCAGCAAGUGCAUUUGGUUUCAGUUCUCGCUGCUGCCAUUUCCCGCGGUGAAUACGGCGCGAGGCAAGAAGAGGUCUCCCUCUUUCAACGCGACGGAGAUGCCUUCCUGUCCGACCUUAUUUGCACAUGUUCAGCUCUCGCUGGAGAUGCCACUGGGGAACAGGAUAUUCGUGGGAUACGGUUAACGGGAUGCCUGGCUUAUUUCGAUCUGCUGAAGGUUGUACUACGCAGCUGCGCGGAGAGCAAGGCGAUGUGUCGCAGUCGACAUCGUGAGAAAUUCAUGGCGGCGUGGGUCAGAACAGCAUCGAGUCUGCACAACCUUCGUCUUGAGAUGGAAAUGCCAACGAGUAACCCAGGAGGCUCCGCCGGUCCUAUCAUUGGAAGUGAGGAAACGUGGGUUUUUGUGCUCGUGGACGUUCUAGUCGAGGUCGCAGCAACCAACAGUUUCUCCCGCAGCAGGGAGACUUUCUUUGGAAGCCUUAAAUGUCACGGUACCAUUGCCGACAGUGUGAUAUACCCAAAGACUUCCUCACUGGCUGCGACGUUUUCAUCUCUGGCUCCUUCCAUGAGUUAUUUGGCGGUUGUUAGACCCACCGGCAGGGCUGUUGAAUCGUUUCCCUCAUUUUGGGAGACGCUGAUGACGGGCGAGUCAUCGGGUGUUUGGCAGUUGGCUUCGUUGCUGUUUGACUGCGUACUCACAGGGGAUGGCUGUUCACUCGUUGCCGAAGCCCUACUUUGUGUGAACUCAGGAGGAGAUAUUACAGAUUGCAUCUAUCGAUAUGUGAUUUUCACACUUGCGUUGCUCUGCACGGCCGCACCCCAGAACGCCAAGGUGCUUGCAGAGGGCCCCGUUAUUGACGCUCUCUUGGCAUGCAUUGCAAGCAAUGAGGAGAGUGUUUUUUCCUGUGCGGAGUCUCCGAGUGUCUUGUCGUGCACGAUCCAUCCGUUGAGUGCUCGGUCAAUUGAAGCCUCUGUAGCUCUGCUGAACCUACUCACAUCACUCCAUGCAAAUGAGAGAGUGAUGAAGAGGCUCAUGGAUGGGGUGGGGAAAAUGUGUUCGCAACGCGUGUUAGCGGCUGAUGUUAACAUCGUAGAGUCGUUUCUGCACGUACUCGGCUGCACUUCGUUUCCUCGGGGUGCGCUGUACUUUUCUGGCGCCAGUUGCAUAAGGUGCAGUCUUGAUUGGGACCGUUUUGGCAGCCUCUUUUCAACCUACACUUGUGUCUCGUGGUUGCACCCGAAGUGCGUGUGGCGUGAGGGGAGCCCCCUAUUUUGCUGUGAAUAUGCGCAAUGUGGCGUGUCAGUGACCCUGGUAAUCGUGGCCAACGGCCGGUUGUGUGGUUUAGUGGUUCGGUUCCGUAUUUUCGAAGAGGUAACGAACGUUAAGGUACCUGGUGUCUCAUUUCAGGCUGAUACAUGGUCCCAUGUUGUCUUCACGCAGCAUCCCGCAGGUUUUACGGUGUGCGUCAACGGAUGUCGGGUGGAGGUGCGCUUUCCCCAUGACACCUAUGAGGCCGUUUCAAAGGAGAAGGUGGUGAAAAUUUCUCUUGGUGGAGUUCUUGGUGUCCCUUCAUUCUUCGGUUUUGCCGCGAGCAUGGAGCUGUUGGACCGUGCGCUAACGAUGGAGGAGGUCAUGAAAUUGUACGAUUUGGGCCCAAAGUCUCUGUCUGAAGCGGCGGCGUCGUGUUACCUUCCGUUGAACGUGCUGUGCGGAGUUUCCUUCGGGGAGGAUGUUCCCAUUAUCAAGGUUGUUGAUGAGAUCAGGCAGCGACCCCAGAACUUGUCUGUGUCAAAUUUGACUACGUUUUUGCCACCAAAUAUGGGUGAAAUCUUCGCGCACCAUGAUGUGGCAGGUUGGGCGGUUCGGACCGUGGCGGGGGCCGGGGCAGCUGCGGAGAGUUUUCCCGUAGUUGCCAGGCUAUGCGUGCGCUUCCUCUGCACGACAAUGAAGUUAUCCACGAUAGACGGGGGCAUCGACCGGAUCAUAGAUGGGGGUGUUAUUGAGCGGCUACGAGGGGCAUUGCUCUCCUGGCGUCAUAUGCCAGUUGAUGUACCCGCGCUCCUGAUAUCCUGUACCAUCCCGCGCGGUGGAAAGAUAAUGCGCAACCAUGAUACCACGCAAAGCAUUCUCUCUCUGAUGCUCGAUCUCGUUGAUAGAGGGGGGCUUGGACCACACGAUGCAUCGUGCUUGUUGCGCGAACUUAGUGAUACACUCCUCUUCCCAGAGAAUGUUGCAAUAUUCCGGUUGGUCCCCGGUCGUUUUGAGCGCUUACUGAAUAUGAGCGUGUCUCUUCCUCUAGAAUGUGUGGGGAAUCUGAUCGUUCUUGUGGAAAGGUUGUGCAAGGAACCGCGGGAGAUUGAACAAGUGUUGAAAUUUCUGUUGAUUGAGGCCGUUAGCAAAACGCAUGAACGUGUAAAGGCGGUUGUGCUUCAUAUGUUGUUUGACAUCGCGCGCACUGACACCACUGUAUGUGACUUGAUUGAGAGUGCUUUUGACAACACUGGCGCCUCCUUCCUGAUAUUGUUGGCUGGGGGGAAGAGUCAUGGUAGUGAGGUUAUUCGGGUGUUAGCGCUUCGCAUUCUGUCUCUGAUUCUUCACAGCAGGGAGGAUUCCCACAAAAAAUUCAUUAAUAGCCGGGGGUAUGAGGUACUUGCCGCUGUGAUGGCCGGCCCUGAAGCCGCAUGUGUUCCCAUUGGUAUGGCCACAUUCAACUGCUUGUUUCAAAUGGCAUUUGGAGCAUUCCUACCCGCAGCAAGCGGCGGCCUUGAAAGGGCAAGACAAAUACGGACUGCGUCCUUGGGGAGUCGACGAGACAAUUUACCUCAUGAAGUUGCUGGUGUAUCAACAACCGAAAAACGGUUGCAUGUGGUUGGCUCGCAAGGUUAUUUGCCCUGCCUGAUUCAUCAGCCGUUGCGCAUGGCGCGGCGGGAGUACGGCUUUGGAUCAUUCUGUGAGGGUUCUGGAGGCGACUGUAGUCAGUAUCAACUGUGCGAGGUUCAUGAGUUGUCCCGUGUCCGGGCAUACAGUGAGGGUGUACUUCGGGAACCCCAGGUGAUCUACCCACUUCUUCGCCUCCUCGAGUGUCUGCUUCAGAACAUGAAUAACCACAUGGAAGAAUCCUGUGAGGACAUACUGGACGCGGCGGUCGUUACGGGGGAGUUCACGUUCGCUGUUUCUGGGCAGGGUAAUGUCCAGCGUGGGAGUUCGUUCACCGGUAUCCCUUCCUCCUCCUCAGUCUGCGGAGAGCGUGAGUCACCGGCCGUAGUUGCCCUUCGGGUGCUAACCUACAUUGAGAAAAUUGUGGGUUGUCCCAAGAGCAGCGAAAUGCUGUUGACCUUCCCGUGGUUGACGUUACUGUGGGACUCGAUACAGCACGUGAUGGCGAGUCCGACUUCACGAAGCAGCUACACCGGCGAAGGCCUUUUGGCAUCCCAGAGGCCACGGAUAUUCGCCGGUAUCGAGAAGCGUAUUCGCCGCGCGGCCACCCGUCUUGCCAUACGGGACCUUGGUUGCAACUCCAGCGCCGGUGUUGUGCGCGAUAUCGUUCGGGGGAGACAUCCGACUAUUUUCAGGAGGAUUAUCCUCGAAGAUAUUGCUUCACACUUUGCGUUGAAUCACCACGGGUUUAGCAACCGUGCAGAAGCAAUGAACAUCGUACAGAAUCUCGACCUCCUCUUUCGGAGCAUCGAGGAUAUCCUUUCCCCACCUCCCGUUCCAUUGGUGUUGAGCAUUGUGAACUGCAUUAAUGCCAUAGCCGUUAGAAACGAUUCGUGGGUUCGCAUGCGCAUGAGGGAAUACAGCCGCCUCUUCGAGACGCGUGAUCAUCUGAGUUACAUGCUCCUGACAACAACGGAAGCUUUUGGCAAGUUGAAACCCGUGGCGCUUAGGCAGGUGUUGGAGGCCAACGAGAAUAGGCCGAGAACGAUACGAAUUCUUCUUUUUCACCUCGGCAACGCCGUUACUAGAGGAGAUACAGUCGAAGUCGGGGUGUUACUUUUGAUGAUUUGGCACCUUAACAAAGUUGACAAAAGUAAUAUACACGCGUUGCAUUCCAUCGUGGGUGAAGAAUACGCCAGAUUCGUUGACAACGUUUGCCUGCGGAUGGACACAACGCUUUCCAGAGCCCCUGUUGUUGCCGAAGGCGCAUCAGCAUAUCCAUGUGUAAUGCGUGAGGCAACCACCAAUGUUUAUAGUGAUGAUGCAGCAAUGGCACUUGUUCGAGAGGUGUCGGCGAGUGUCGUUGAAUGGCAUCGUGAGGAUUCCGACCGGUGGAAAGUUGUGCAGCAGCGUCUGGUGGCCGCGCCCGAAUGUGUAGGCAGUGGAAGUGUAGGAAGUGAGGAGGACGCUUUUGGCUGCAGUAGUGACAUGACGGGGGUAAACUGUGCUGUGCAGAGUAGCAGCAACUGGAAGAUCGAGAUACUGGGUCACUUGGAACGCAUUAAGCGGGAGGUAAAUACGCGUGUCACUGAGAGUUGCUAG
Trypanosoma brucei brucei TREU927 is the source of this 5127-nucleotide messenger RNA. RefSeq lists its product as hypothetical. NCBI's taxonomy places the organism in Eukaryota, Euglenozoa, Kinetoplastea, Trypanosomatida, Trypanosomatidae. The coding region runs from base 1 to 5127 and encodes 1708 amino acids. The record is from RefSeq and is a predicted model, not a curated record. The transcript has a single exon.